UCUACAGCCGUGCUCUGUUGUGCUGUCUGCGAUUUCCGACUGAGUCAACACUGCUCAACACUGAACGCAACUCUGGACCAGCGUUAAUAGUAGUUGGGAACUCUUGUGCUAUUGUAAAACAUUUAAAACAAAGGGAGCGUGCGUUUCGCGCGCACGCCACGUGGACGCUUAACCGUUCAUAGAUAUCAGAGCUGAGGCGGAUGUGAAGGAUAUAUACAUAAUAUAUGUGUGUUACUUAGGAGAAGUGACGGAAAUGAAGUGUGAGACGAUUCUCGUCGGUUUGUUGGCUCUGCUGCAUGCGACAUCAGCUCAAGGACGAGUCGACAAGAACCUGAGGUCCUGCUCUCCUAAUCCGUGUGUGCACGGCACCUGCAUCAACCGCGGACAUGAGAGAUCUGGAGGUCGAGGAAUCGGAAUGGCGCGCUGCGUGUGUGAUGAAGGGUGGUCAGGAUCUCGCUGUAGCAUCGCACGACGCCGCACCACCGGCGGUGGAGACGUGGCGCCUGCCUCACUUGAAAGUGGAAGUUUCAACUGCUUCAGCGAGACACCGCCAUCUAUAGCAAACGCGGUAUUUACGUACAUAUCAACCACCGAUGAUGCUGAAACACUCAGACGUAAAAGACAGAUCGCGCUAGGCCGCACGCGAUUCAGAAGAGCAGCCAGAUGGAAGCGACAAUUCAAGGGAAGAAAAGGUGUAAAGGGCGGCAAGAAGGUCAAGGGAAGAAAAAGCCCGCGGCCUACAGUUGUAGUUGAAGAAGAGGAGCCGGUAACAGCUAGUUCUGCGCGUAUGGAAAGCCAGACCAUCUUUGCGGAGUAUUACUGCAAUGAAGGCUUCUUCAUGCGAAGUGGUUCGCGACAAGCAUCUUGUUCUCGUGAGAGAGGAUGGCUGCUGGACGAUACUCCCGAAUGUGUUUCGGAGUGCGAACACCUGACGCUGAUUAACGGCCAGGUAACAAAGACGAGCGAUGCGUUGUACGCGGGCGUCACUGUGUAUUUCGUCUGCAGCGAAGGGUUCUUGCUGGUUGGGGAUGCGUCGAGUGAGUGCCAGGCAGAUGGGACAUGGAGCUCUAGCGUGCCUGAAUGUCGAAUCACUUGUGGUCGUCCCAGUGUCUCGGCAAAUAGCCACGUAGACUGGAGCGGAAAUGUUGCCAAAUACAGUUGUGCUGAAGGUUACACACUCGUUGGUCAAGCAACGAUAACAUGUAUGGACAACGGAGAAUGGGAGCAUGCAACCCCAGAAUGUAGAGGAACAGAAGUUGUUUGCAGUAGACCAAGAGCACCGACAGGUGGCAGUGUUAGAUGGUCAAGAAUUGGGGGCGAAAUUGCACCAGGAAGCACUGCCACAUAUAGCUGUGGGGAUGGUCUUACCCUUGUUGGUCAAGCAACUAUCACAUGUUUGGACAACGGAGAGUGGGAGCAUGCAACUCCAGAAUGUAGAGGAACAGAAGUUGUUUGUAGUAGACCAAGUGCACCGACAGGUGGCACUGUUAGAUGGUCAAGAAUUGGAGGAGAAAUUGCACCAGGAAGCACUGCCACAUAUAGUUGUGAAGAUGGUCUCACUCUUGUUGGUCAAGCAGAGACCACCUGUAUGGACAACGGGGAGUGGGAGCAUGCAACCCCAGAAUGUAGAGGAACAGAAGUUAUUUGCAGCAGACCAAGUGCACCGACAGGUGGCAGUGUUAGAUGGUCAAGAAUUGGAGGAGAAAUUGCACCAGGAAGCACUGCCACAUAUAGCUGUGAGGAUGGUCUUACUCUUGUUGGUCAAGCAACGAUCACAUGUAUGAACAACGGAGAGUGGGAGCAUGCAACUCCAGAAUGUAGAGAAACAGAAGUUGUUUGCAGCAGACCAAGUGCACCGACAGGUGGCAGUGUUAGAUGGUCAAGAAUUGGAGGAGAAAUUGCACCAGGAAGCACUGCCACAUAUAGCUGUGAGGAUGGUCUUACUCUUGUUGGUCAAGCAACGAUCACAUGUUUGGACAAGGGAGAGUGGGAGCAUGCAACCCCAGAAUGUAGAGGAACAGAGGUUGUCUGCAGUAGACCAAGUGCACCGACAGGUGGCAGUGUUAGAUGGUCAAGAAUUGGAGGAGAAAUUGCACCAGGAAGCACUGCCACAUAUAGUUGUGAGGAUGGUCUUACUCUUGUUGGUCAAGCAACAAUCUCAUGUUUGGACAACGGGGAGUGGGAGCAUGCAACCCCAGAAUGUAGAGGAACAGAAGUUGUUUGCAGCAGACCAAGUGCACCGACAGGUGGCAGUGUUAGAUGGUCAAGAAUUGGAGGAGAAAUUGCACCAGGAAGCACUGCCACAUAUAGCUGUGAGGAUGAUCUUAUUCUUGUUGGUCAAGCAACGACAACAUGUUUGGACAACGGAGAGUGGCAGCACCCUGAGCCAGGUGCGAGAAACUCGGUGCCCUGCCACUUGAGCGAAUUACCUAACGGCGCCAUUUUACCCACUCGUCUCACAGCUGAUGGUGCUUACCGACCUGACGAAGUAGUUGGUUUUGGAUGUGAACUUGGCUACCCUGAUAGGCGCGCGGAAUUGCGUUGUAAUGGGCGACGAUGGUGUGGACAGGAACGCUCCGACAUGCGAGCUGGUGGACUGUGGACAGCCAACCACGACACGGCAAAGAGGAUGGAGAAAUUGUGGGCCGAAUCGUCCAGUUACGGCAGCAUCACUGCACGCUGGAAUGCAGAGAGGGAUACGAAGUCAGGGACGGCGACGGUUCGUUGUUCUGUGACUCCGAUGCGAGUGAUGGGAGAGCUUGGAUUCUGCGUCAUCGUGCAAUGCGGCCCGCCACCUGCCGUCAGCUCUGGGUACUACAUGGAGAUGAGUGCAAGGAAUCGUCACGGCAUCACAACCGCCGCGCCACUAGCACCGAUCAAUGGUAAAUCAACAUGGACGAGCUUACUUCCCAGCGGCGUAGUGACCUACAGCUGCGAGAACGGUUUUCUCUUGGUCGGGGUAACUGAAAACACAUGCAUGGACGACGGAGAGUGGGAGCACCCUGAGCCCAGGUGCGAGGAAACUCGUUGCCUGCCACUUGAGCGGAUACCUAACGGCCAUUUUACCCACUCGUCUCACACUGAUGGUGCCUACCGACCUGACGAAGUAGUUGGUUUUGGAUGUGAACUUGGCUACAACCUGAUAGGCAGCGCGGAAUUGCGUUGUAUGGGCGACGAUGUGUGGACAGGAACGCCUCCGACAUGCGAGCUGGUGGACUGUGGCAGCCAACUACAACCGGCGAAGAGGAUGGAGAAAUUGUGGGCGAAUCGUCCAGUUACGGCAGCAUCACCACGCUGGAAUGCAGAGAGGGAUACGAAGUCACGGACGGCGGACGGUUCGUUUUCUUGUGACUCGAUGGCGAGUGGAUGGGAGAGCUUGGAUCUGCGUCAUCGUGCAAUGCGCGCCGCGCCACCUGCCGUCAGCUCUGGGUACUACAUGGAGAUGAGUGCAAGGAAUCGUCACGGCAUCACAGACCCCGCGGUAUACGUGUUCGAUGACACAACCCACUACAAGUGCGACCCUGAUACGACGCUCGUCGGGGACGCGGUUCUCACAUGCGGCGUUGACGGCUGGGAAGGUGACGUGCCACGAUGUGUGACGUCAGAAUGCAAUACACCAACCCUGACCGUUGCCAAUGGAAGGAUGAUUGGCCAUGACUACUCCGUCGGAGCCACCAUCAAAUAUAUAUGCGAUGCAGGCUAUAUUCUCUCAGGAAGUAGAAUUCGCACGUGUCUACCGACUGAAGAAUGGGACCUGCCGUUACCGCGAUGUGAGAAAGUUGAAUGUCCGAAACCACUGCGGCCAGUUUAUGGCUACAUUGAUGGAUUUACCUACGGCUUCGAAGACACUGUUUCCUACAGGUGCAAAGCUGGAUAUACGCUACAGGGACCGGCAACACGUGUUUGCAGCGUCUCAGGUGAAUGGAGCGGAGAUAACCCAGUGUGCGUGAAGGACAUGACGCCCUGUGAGCAGCAACUAGCACCGAUCAAUGUUGGUUUUGGAUGUGAACUUGGCUACAACCUGAUAGGCAGCGCGGAAUUGCGUUGCAUGGGCGACGAUGUGUGGACAGGAACGCCUCCGACAUGCGAGCUGGUGGACUGUGGACAGCCAACUACAACCGGCGAAGAGGAUGGAGAAAUUGUGGGCGAAUCGUCCAGUUACGGCAGCAUCAUCGCGCUGGAAUGCAGAGAGGGAUACGAAGUCACGGACGGCGACGGUUCGUUGUUCUGUGACUCCGAUGGCGAGUGGAUGGGAGAGCUUGGAUUCUGCGUCAUCGUGCAAUGCGGCCCGCCACCUGCCGUCAGCUCUGGGUACUACAUGGAGCUGAGUGCAAGAAAUCGUCACGGCAUCACAGACCCCGCGGUAUACGUGUUCGAUGACACAGCCCAGUAUAAGUGCGACCGCUGA
Molecule: messenger RNA, 4408 nt
Organism: Priapulus caudatus
Lineage: Eukaryota; Metazoa; Priapulida; Priapulimorpha; Priapulimorphida; Priapulidae
Product: sushi, von Willebrand factor type A, EGF and pentraxin domain-containing protein 1-like
Source: RefSeq, a predicted model, not a curated record